CGCUUGAGUCGCGAUUUAGUUGCUCAGCUGCUCCCCUCUUCCUGGAAGGACCCGCCGUCACAAAAUCGUGUGCUGUUUUUGUUUCUUUACCCUGGAAUCUGCAUAAAUUCACAAAAUGAAAUUAUUUUUAUGUGCCAUUGCUGUAACGCUUUGUUUGGCAGGGACAACUGUAUCCGCCGCCGGCUUCGAGUGCCCCAAGCCCAACGGCCAGUUCGCCGAUGAGAUCCAGUGCGACAAGUUCCAUGUGUGCGAGGAUGGUGUGCCCAAGGCGAGAUUGUGCCCAGACGGCUUGGUCUUCGAUCCACUGAACCGCAAGUUCAACAAAUGCGAUCAGCCCUUCAAUGUAGACUGCGAGGACCGUACAGAAUUGCAGGAGCCCAAGUCCAGCAAGUAUUGUCCACGUAAGAACGGGUUCUUUGCCCAUCCCGAUCCGGCUGUGUGCAAUAUCUUCUACAACUGCAUCGAGGGCGAUGCCCUGGAGACCAAGUGUACCGUGGGCCUGCACUUCGACGAGUACUCGGGCACCUGUGUGUGGCCCGAUACGGCCAAGCGUGAGGGCUGCAACCCCGAGCAGAGAAUGUCUGAGACUGGCUUUGAGUGCCCCAAGGAUCAGCCCAAGACCGAUGAUCGCGGUCAGGUUGUGACUCAUCCCAAGUAUCCUCAUCCCACCGACUGCCAGAAGUUCUACGUCUGCCUGAACGGCGAGGAUCCGCGCGAUCUGGGCUGCCAGCUGGGCGAGGUCUACAACGAUAACACAGAGAUGUGCGACGCACCCGAAAAUGUGCCCGGAUGCGAGGACUGGUACAAGGAUGUCGAUGACAAGAAGGACUAAGCCGGCUCUUGUCCAGCGCCGCCCGCCGAUAAAAGCCCAAUGCGCGUCUCCCACUUCCUCUCUCCUCUCCAUCUACACAUACACACUACACCCUACACCCUACACCAAAACACCUACAGUCACACUCAUGCACACUAAAAAAAAGGAUUCGCGUCGUAGUCACUUAAAGUUAGUAGUUCUAGCCCACUUCCUAUAGAACGUACAUAUGUAUGUGUAGCAGUUAAACUCUAAUCUAUCCUCUGUCUACUCACCAACUGUCCGACUAUCUGACUGUCUGACUGUGUCGGUCUUUCCGUUCUAUCAAACUAUACUAUAUUCUUCAUUUUCUGUAUCUACCUCCUCACCUGUCUAUCGCUGUGCCCAACUGAAUCUUCUGACCAAAUUGUUGUGUAUAUAUUUCCCCCUCUUUCUGACUUUCAUUUAAUUAUUAUACAAGAAAAUAAACUGAUUUUUGUUUUAUAAACUACACCGGCAACUU
This is a messenger RNA of Drosophila persimilis, 1310 nucleotides long. Its product is annotated as protein obstructor-E. The transcript is spliced from 4 exons. The coding region runs from base 116 to 832 and encodes 238 amino acids. The record is from RefSeq and is a predicted model, not a curated record. Lineage: Eukaryota; Metazoa; Arthropoda; Insecta; Diptera; Drosophilidae. Gene Ontology annotation, molecular function: chitin binding. Gene Ontology annotation, cellular component: extracellular region.